This is a messenger RNA of Scleropages formosus (Asian bonytongue), 2199 nucleotides long. It is a transcript of the gene atg4c, whose product is annotated as autophagy related 4C, cysteine peptidase. Gene Ontology annotation, molecular function: cysteine-type endopeptidase activity; protein-phosphatidylethanolamide deconjugating activity. The record is from RefSeq and is a predicted model, not a curated record. Gene Ontology annotation, cellular component: cytoplasm. Gene Ontology annotation, biological process: piecemeal microautophagy of the nucleus; protein delipidation; autophagosome assembly. Bases 212 to 1600 code for a protein of 462 amino acids. Lineage: Eukaryota; Metazoa; Chordata; Actinopteri; Osteoglossiformes; Osteoglossidae. The transcript has 12 exons.
AUUGGCUAACUGUAGCCAGACGGAGGAGCUGACAGCUAAAACAAAAGCAAACCAUGUAACAGUUAACGUGUUAUUUAGCUGUCGAAGAUUAAACAGCAAUAUUUUCAGUCCGCUAUCGCUGACGAAAUUAUUGUUUUGAAGUCUGCAGGGAGAACGUUGCUGUGUUUUUGUCACAAACAUCUGGAAUGGGUUCAGAGUCCUGCUGGCCGAGAUGGACAAUAAGGAGGCAGAUGAGGGGGAUAAAUUAAAGAGCAGAUUAAUGUCUGCAUGGCACAAUGUGAGAUACAGCUGGGUUCUCAAAUCAAAGACUCAUUUCAGCCGAAAUUCUCCUGUCUUCCUUCUGGGAAAAUGCUACCACUUUAAGUCUGACGACACCGAGGACCCACUAGCAAGCUGCAGUGCUGUGGAAACAGAAAGCAAUCAUGUUUCCGGAAAUGUGGAGGCCUUUCGCAGGGACUUCGCAUCCCGUAUAUGGCUAACGUACCGAGAAGAUUUCCCAGUCCUGCAAGGCUCCUCCUUCACCUCAGACUGUGGUUGGGGUUGUACCCUGCGGGCUGGCCAAAUGAUGUUGGCCCAGGCCCUAAUCCUUCACUUCCUGGGCCGAGACUGGACCUGGGCAGAGGCCUUGAGGCUUCAGACUUUGGACACAGAAACAUGGACGAGUAAUGCUGCCAGGAAGCUGGUAGCAUCUCUGGAGUCCCCAGUCCCAGGAGAAAGGAACAGCCACCCAGGUGCCCGACUUGCCACGUGGCCACGGGGAAAGCCAGGAGGGUCCAUUGUUCCUCCUGGGGAAGCGCACCAUCGGCGAGUGGUCUCUUGGUUUGGAGACAUCCCCUCUGCCCAGCUGGGUGUGCACAAGCUGGUGGAGCAUGGGCGAUCAUCAGGGAAGCAGGCCGGGGACUGGUAUGGUCCUGCAGUAGUCGCCCACAUCCUGAGAAAAGCUGUUGAGGAGGCAACAGACCCUGAAUUGCGAGGCAUAACCGUUUACGUUGCUCAAGACUGCACAGUUUACAGCGGUGAUGUCAUUGAUAGCCAUGGGGAACAGCCAUUGAGCUCCACCACCGCAGGCCACAGAGACCGCCGAGCUGUUGUAAUUCUUAUCCCCAUCAGGCUGGGUGGGGAGAAAACCAAUGCUGAGUAUUUUGACUUCGUCAAGGGCAUUUUAAGUCUCGAAUACUGCCUGGGUAUCGUAGGGGGGAAGCCCAAACAGGCCUACUACUUUGUCGGAUUUCAAGAUGACAGCUUGAUUUACAUGGACCCUCAUUACUGUCAGUCUUUUGUGGAUGUCAGCAUAAGCGAUUUCCCACUAGAGACUUUCCAUUGCCCUUCACCAAAGAAGAUGCCUUUUAACAAAAUGGAUCCAAGCUGCACUAUUGGGUUUUACUCUCAAAGUGUGAAGGACUAUGAGCAGAUUAGUGAAGAACUGUCAAAGGUGUUGCGUCCGUCAGCAAAAGAGAAAUACCCUGCUUUCACCUUCAUGAAAGGUCACGGCCGAGACUACGACCUUUCUGCUCCUCCAGCCCAGGAGCGCAAAGAGUGGCCCUUUCUGGGGGAGUCCAGAAGAGUUGGAGCUACCGCGGGAGACUUUGUGUUGCUGUAAGGUUACAAACAUCCAACACUAAACCAGAGAACCAUGUACUUCAUUGGAUUGUUUUGCUCCAAAAUAAGAAACCUCUCAGAAACGUCUUGCCUCUGCGGGUACUUGUGACAGGAAUGGAUUUCUGACCAAGCCACACUGAAGGAGGUGAUCAGUUACUGUUUCUGUUUGUUUUGUCUGAGGAAACACGCACCAUAAAGACACUUGUUACUAGUGACUUAAUUUGUGUAAAUGGGAGAGAAAUACAGUAACACAGCUGACCUCAACAGCGCAGGGAAUAAAGCAGUGUGUCUAUUCUCUGUGCAAUGGGAGGGUGGGAUGCCUUUGCGAAACAAAGGAAUAGCACUUAACCAAACAAAAUUGUUUUGGUUUCCGAAUGAAGGAAAAUUGUAACAUAGGCCAUUCACUGUGAUCUUUUCACAAAUAACACUGUUUAGAAGUGCGAAAUACAUAAAUUUCCAACUGUUUAGCCAAGUAGCAAAAACAAGUUUGCAGUUAGUCUUCCCAAAAAAGAUUGUUAAGUAGGCAAGAUAUCCUAUUUACCCUGAUAAAUUUAGUUUUACUUUGAAAUCAGUAAACUUAUUUCAUGUGAGUUAAUCAGC